This is a messenger RNA of Spinacia oleracea (spinach), 345 nucleotides long. RefSeq lists its product as uncharacterized. The coding region runs from base 1 to 345 and encodes 114 amino acids. Lineage: Eukaryota; Viridiplantae; Streptophyta; Magnoliopsida; Caryophyllales; Amaranthaceae. The record is from RefSeq and is a predicted model, not a curated record. The transcript has 2 exons.
AUGGAAUAUCUCUCUAAUUGGGCCGUCAAGGAGAUCAAUAUAGAUCUAGAUGCAGCCGGUGAAGAGAGACUUCUUCAAUUGAAUGAGCUAGAUGAACUUCGCUUUGAAGCUUACAAGAAUCAUAGGCUCUACAAGGAGAAAAUGAAGAAGUUUCAUGAUAGGAUGAUCAAAAAACGAGAGUUCAAUGUCGGUGAUAAGGAACAUGGAGCUAUUGAGGUUGCUAGUGAAAAUGGCACCAAGUUCAAGGUGAACGGCCAACGUUUGAAGCUAUACACUCAAGGAGCGUUUAUUGGAAAAUUGGAGAUGAUCUAUCUCUCCGAUCCACCCACCGACUCUUGUUUUUGA